CAAUCAGCCCACGUUUUUUCUCCGGUCUCCCCCGAUAUGGUUCGGUUCGAGGUCAAUCCCCCGAUUAGGGAUUUCAUUCCGAUUGACGCCGGUGCGAUGUCGGCGAUCCUUCCGAAGACGGAGACUGUCCAGAUCCGCGAGGUGUGGGCCGAUAAUCUCGAGGCAGAGUUCGCCCUAAUCCGCGAGGUGGUGGAUGACUUCCCCUACGUCGCCAUGGACACCGAGUUCCCCGGCAUCGUCUGCCGACCCCUCGGCACCUUCCGCAGCAGUGCUGACUUCAACUACGCCACUCUCAAGGCCAACGUCGACGUGCUCAAGCUCAUCCAGCUCGGUCUCACCUUCUCCGACGAACGCGGCAACCUCCCGACCUGCGGCAGCAGCCGUGGCUGCGUCUGGCAGUUCAAUUUCCGCGAGUUCGACUUGCAGUGCGACGUCUUCUCUACCGACUCCAUCGAACUCCUCCGGCAGAGCGGCAUCGACUUCGAGAGGAACAGCGAGGAAGGGAUCGACGCCCAGCGGUUCGGUGAGCUCCUCAUGUCGUCCGGGAUCGUGCUUAAUGACUCCGUUCAUUGGGUCACAUUCCACAGCGGCUAUGAUUUCGGUUACCUUCUCAAGGUGCUCACUUGCCAGCACCUCCCCGACACCCAAGUGGGCUUCUUCAAUUUGAUCAGGAUCUACUUCCCAACCGUGUACGAUGUCAAACACCUCAUGAAGUUCUGCAACAGCCUCCAUGGGGGCCUAAAUAAGCUUGCCGAAUUGCUUGAAUUAGAAAGAGUUGGGAUAUGCCACCAGGCCGGUUCUGACAGCCUGCUUACUUCUUGCGCUUUCAGGAAAUUGAAGGAGUCAUUUUUUAGUGGCUCAACUGAGAGGUGGUGUGAUGCUUAGAUCUUCUUCCUGUACUAUCCAAGCUUGAUUUUGGUAAGCAAUUUUCAUAGCUCCUUGGUACAUAGCAUUAGCUAUUGUGAUUUAGGUCCUUGAUUUUUAAUAUCAACACAAUGAGCUUUAAUGCCAUGUGCUAUGUUUGCUUCAGUACAAAUUUGAAUUUGCCUAAAUUGUUUCAAUUGAGUCUCCAAAAGGAUAUUCGUGAAUGACUGGUUGAUUCUGGAGGACCGGCAACAGGGUCAUACUUCUAAUUCUUUGUAUUUCUCUUCCACUGCAGCAGGACCUCCUCUGAAAUUAGAACUGUUGCUUGGUGGUAGGUAUGCAUCUUUUGUCUUGUUCAACUUGCACUUUGACAAAUUUGGCUUCUCUAACAUUCUUUAUUUCCCCUAUUUCUUAGUUCAAUCACCUUCUAUAUCUUGGUCUUUAAACCCUUGUUAUGUCUAAAUCCAUUACACCAUGCUGUUUCUAUCUGUAUCUAACUUUCAAUUCAACUCUCCUUUAUAUCAAACCAUUUUACAGACAGAAAAGUUAGUUGGA
Zingiber officinale is the source of this 1419-nucleotide messenger RNA. Its product is annotated as probable CCR4-associated factor 1 homolog 7. Lineage: Eukaryota; Viridiplantae; Streptophyta; Magnoliopsida; Zingiberales; Zingiberaceae. The record is from RefSeq and is a predicted model, not a curated record. The coding region runs from base 37 to 885 and encodes 282 amino acids. Gene Ontology annotation, cellular component: CCR4-NOT core complex; P-body; CCR4-NOT complex. Gene Ontology annotation, molecular function: poly(A)-specific ribonuclease activity; nucleic acid binding. The transcript is spliced from 2 exons.